AUGGAUAAUAAAAAUAUAAACUCCAAUUCUAACCCUCAAUCAAAACAAAGAAACUCAGAUGCUAAAGCUCUUUGGACUGUCCAAUUGACUACAGCCUUUUGUGAAGUUUGUGUGGAUGAGGUGUUUCAAGGUAAUCGACCAAAUACCCACUUUACAAAAAUAGGUUGGAAAAACAUUGAAGCAGCAUUUAAAAAUAAGACUGGUAAGUCAUGGGAAUAUCGUAAGUUUAAGAAUAAGUGGGAUACAUUGAAGAAAGAUUGGAUUCUUUGGAACAAAUUACAAGGAAGUGAAACUGGAUUGGGAUGGGACGCAGCCAAAGGAACAAUAGCUGCAACAAAUGAGUGGUGGGAUAGGAAGUUAAAGGAGGUUCCUGAUGCUUUAAAAUUUCGAGAAAAAGGUCUAGAGAACCUUCAUUUAUUAGAUGUUAUGUUCAAAGAUACUGCGGCCACGGGAGAAAAUUCAUGGACCCCCUCUUCGGGAGUUUUUCCUAAUAAUUUUGAGACUCUCGUGGAUGUGUCAUGUGACUCAUUCGGUGAGCCGAGUCCUCAAAAUGGUCAUGAUGAUAUUGAGAUACUUAGUCCUACACAACCACCUAAUUCUACACAGCUACCUAAUCCUACACAGCCACACAAAGAAAAUAGAAAGAAGCGAGGAGCUACCUUCAUGCAAAGUAAAGGGAAGAAAGGAGGAACAGUGUCAAAGCUGGUACACGAGCUCAGUCGUAUCAGUGAUGCUAUAGAGCUAAAGAGGUCAUCUAGUUCAGGAAAUUUAGGAAGCAGUAUUCGUGAUGUCAUGGAGCGCGUGUGCACCUUAGAUGGUAUUGAGGAGGGUAAUGAUCUUCAUCGUAUGGCAGCUCGUAUCUUCCAGAAUAGAGAGAAGAGAGAUAUGUUUGUUGUGAUGGAAAAACCACAUUUGCAGCUUAUGUUUCUAAAAGAUGAAGCAGCAUUGUUGGGGGGGCGCCACUUCUCUAUUUGA
Molecule: messenger RNA, 975 nt
Organism: Alnus glutinosa
Lineage: Eukaryota; Viridiplantae; Streptophyta; Magnoliopsida; Fagales; Betulaceae
Product: L10-interacting MYB domain-containing protein-like
Exons: 2
Coding region: 1-975 (324 amino acids)
Source: RefSeq, a predicted model, not a curated record